AUGCACCAACAGCAUCUCGAUUUCCAGGCUACAGAACCCCUACUCAAAGAAGUCAGCCCCGGGCCGAAGGGAAAAUCUACAUAUGGCGCUCAGAGCCAAAAGCUAACGUCGACGGACGACUUUCCAAUGCCCAGCUGGACCAGGGCAAAGGCAAAUAGCCGAGAGAGGAUUUUCCCUCAAACCAUCGCCCAUAGAGGAUACAAAGCAGAGUAUCCGGAGAACACAUUGAGGGCUUUCAAAGCGGCUGUCGAGGUCGGAACUCAUGCCAUUGAGACCGACAUUCACCUUUCCAAAGACCAUGUCGUGGUUCUGUCUCAUGACGGAGAUCUCAAACGGUGCUUCGGGAAAAAGGAAAAGAUCAUAGACUGCAACUGGGAGUAUUUGAGUUCACUUCGUACCCUGAGAGCGCCCCAUGAGCCGAUGCCACGCCUCAGAGAUCUGCUUGAAUAUAUCGCCCAACCAGGUCUGGAACAUAUCUGGUUAUUGCUCGACAUCAAGCUAGACACCAACCAUGACGACCUAAUGCGAUUGAUCGCAGAGACGCUGGCCUCUGUAGACCCAGGAGGAAGGGCCUGGGAGGAGAGGAUUGUUCUAGGAAUAUGGAUCCCUAAAUUUCUGCCUCUGUGCAGGAAAUACUUGUCAGGUUUUCCUAUUUCACACAUUGGGUUCACAACCGGCUACGCCAGACAGUUCCUCAAAGUACCAAACGUCUCCUUCAACAUGUUGCAAAAGGUUCUCCUGGGACCCUCUGGUGCACGCUUUAUGCGAGAUGUUCGCAAAGCUGGCCGACCGCUCUACGUCUGGACAGUUAAUGAAACCAACCUGAUGAAAUGGACAAUUCAACACAAUGUCGAUGGAGUAAUCACCGACGACCCAAAAAAGUUCAAGCGACUAUGCGACGAGUGGAACGAGCGGGAGCCCGAAGCCAAAAUCACUUGGAUGCAGCUUCUCUCCACGCUCUGGCUAUGGGCGUUAAUUCUCAUCUUUGCCGUUCCCUUCAGACGCAAGUUCCCAGAGACGGUAGAGCAAUUCAUACAAAAUAAAGAGCUCAGGGCAAAAGCGGCCUCGACGAUCAGUCGGGUAUGA
This is a messenger RNA of Capronia epimyces CBS 606.96, 1086 nucleotides long. RefSeq lists its product as uncharacterized. The record is from RefSeq and is a predicted model, not a curated record. Gene Ontology annotation, molecular function: phosphoric diester hydrolase activity. NCBI's taxonomy places the organism in Eukaryota, Fungi, Ascomycota, Eurotiomycetes, Chaetothyriales, Herpotrichiellaceae. Bases 1 to 1086 code for a protein of 361 amino acids. The transcript is spliced from 3 exons. Gene Ontology annotation, biological process: lipid metabolic process.